Messenger RNA from Parascedosporium putredinis, 2433 nucleotides. The record is from the annotation of a GenBank genome assembly. NCBI's taxonomy places the organism in Eukaryota, Fungi, Ascomycota, Sordariomycetes, Microascales, Microascaceae.
AUGACCACCCUUACCGACUUCGAGAUCGAGAGGCUCUUCUCCGGGGCCCCUCAGUACUUUGCCCGCUCCGAGGGCCACAACACUGGCGCCCCCAUCCCUCCGUCGCUUUCCCCUGGGACGAGGAGCUUCCCAUCCCAUGCUCGGCUUGAAAAGGGCACGAUUGGUUAUCAAGCAGCCCUCGAGCUGUCCGUGUCCGACUCUUUGCAAGAGGAGCAAUUCGGUUUCGGCAGCCUCGGUUGCAAAUCGCACAUCGUUCUUGAGCAUCGCCAGAAGCUUGUAUCGUCCAAAGAUGGCCUACGCUUCCUGCGUGAGGACUUUGUUUUGGACCAACUCAUCAAGAAUGGCAAGCGGUACAAAGACGGUCUCUUGAGCCGCGACAUGUCGAGCGAGCUGUACAACGACCUCUUCCUCCACAUUUUGCACCCGCCGAACCGCAUCAUCGACCACGGCGAUCCGUACAGCCUCGUCGUGCAGAUACAGGCUCUAAUCAAGGUUCUCGCGGCGCCCAAUGUCUGGUGCGACUUUUCCCGCCUCGAAUGGCGCAUCAGGCUAGGUCAGGUCCUUUGGGGCACCGUCGACGGCGGCGACGAAAUCGCAGACGGCUCUUCCAUCACCGACGCCGAUAGCAUCAGCGAGUGCAUCCAGGAAAGAUUUUGGCUCCUUCUUCAGGUUCUGCUCGCGUGCGAGCUGCUGAUCCGCCUAGACGCCAUCACCGCGGGCGAAGAGCUUGGCGUCGAGAGCAUCCACCCAGAGGACGUUCGCCGCUUCGAGAGAGACGCCAACGUCACUGUGAAAUGGUCGCUCAUCCUCGCUCGCGUCUGGCUCGAGAACAUUGAAGUCCUAAAGAAGGAUACUGAUUUGGCGGUGCCCAAGGACCACCACCACAACCCAAUCGGAUGGCUUGCCGCGCUGACGGAGAGGAUGACUCUCCGAAGCCACCGUCGCACAAAGAGUCACCAAGACGGCAAGAUGGCCGCUUACACGGUGAAAGGCAUGCACGGCGAAAGACAGAUUGACGGCCUUACCCAAUUCGCCCGAAAGCUGCGCUGGCCGGAUAUCGACGCCUACGAAGCGCGAAUCAUGGACCUCGCCCGGACCGUCAACAAUUCCACCCCUGUUUCGGGUACCCCGAGGACGUCGUUGGGCGAUCUGCCACGGCCCCAGACGAGCGCGUCGGCCCGGAAACACAAUGCGAAAUCUUUGCGUCUACGCCGGCGCAAGGUGCAAGCCACGCUUAAUCGCCAAGGAUGGCUGUCGAAAUCGUACAUUUCAGGCCUGGUGCUCCCCGGAGACUGCGUCAGCCACUUCCUCAUGGCUACCCUCCUCGAGAACGACAAGGGCGCGAUGCAGGCGCUCGGCCCUGUUGCCAAUCUGGCGGGCGGAUUCGUGUAUCACGGCAAGAGCUUUUGGAGCACCUCUUGCAUCGUGGGAAGGGUCCUCGCUGCCGGAAGGGGGUCGGCCGAGUGCAUGGGCUGGAUUUCCAGUGAUGUGAUCCCCAGUGGCUUCUCCGACGGUUGGUUCAACGUUGCGGUGGAUGAGAUACCUGGAGAAGCCGAAAAGACGGGUAAAAGGCCCGCUUGUGGGACAAGCAUAAUCUUCCACCUCCAGUCUUUGGACUUGAACAUUCCUACAGAUCCGCUCGAGACCACGCCCUCACCUACCGAGGAGAACGGCGAUGGAUUCCCCUUUGAUGGCGCGAACGGCGCGUCCAAGAUCGAGACAUACCCCUCGUCUAUGACGUUCUCGGCCAGCAUGGAUGGCGACAGUGCCGCUGUCGAACACACCAUUGCUCUUUCCAAAGAGGUGUACUUUGUUACUGCCCAUCCCUGCGUCCCUUCGCCCUAUGUCAAGUUUCGGCCCCACGCCCGGUCGGAUUUCAACCACCGCCAACGUCACAGGUCAUCCACUUCACAAGUUUUCACAUACACCGUCAUCCAUCUCUCCGACCUCUUCCAGCGGAGGUCGGAAACGCUAGACGCUCUUCUCAACAACACGCCGGCCGCAAGAUUGCCGAGCCUUACGCCGGCGCAGAACAAACCACCCAGCGUCCUCAUCAUUGACUGCAUCACUAACUUUCCCCGAAAUGCUCCCACGGAUCCCACUCCGACAUCCCCGCUUACCGCAGAUGCUCAUGGUGGUGGCGUCAUUAACUCCCUAGAUCCCAUUCUCACGCCAGCUUCUAGCUCAUCGGGUUCGUCGACAACCAGCUUCGGCGCGGACCUGGCAAGGAGCCACCCAGGCCGUGCGGCGCGUACAAUGUACAUGGAGACUCGGAGACGGCAAUUCGGCUCUGACCUUGAAAUUCUCGCCCGAGCUAUCUGUGCCGAGAAGGGAUGGAACGCACUCGUGAGUAGGAGGCGCAGGGGCUGUCUGGCUUGCGCUAUCCGGGAGGCCGGUGCCUUGGACUGGAAGGUCAUCAUCCGAGUCGAUUAA